GGAAAAAAAAAUAGAUUCAUGAAUAAAAUAAAAUAUACAGCAUGCCGUAAGUAUUUUGGGGAAAAAAUAAUAUACUUUUAAUAUCGAAUCAAUAAAACAUGUUCCCUGUGAACCCCAAACCCUUCUCCGCCGUAGCCGUAGCCAUGUCAGGGUCACACUCACAGCAAGCCCAACCAAAAUCCCCAAUCCCCACAGAGAAUUACCCAGUCCCACUGUCCCCUCCUCUCCCCCCAAUCUCGAAACAACUGGAGCUGAGCAGGGCCAUGAGCGCCGCUUCAAACUCCAGCCUCUUCUCCCUCUCCCCCGCCGAUAUCCUCUACCACGACGACCACCUCAUCGCAGUCAACAAGCACCCCGGAAUCUACUGCGAGACCCUCCUCUCCUCCCUCGCCUCCCAAUCCCACCAGCUCCACCUCGCUAAUCGACUCGACCGCGACACCACCGGCGUAUUGCUCCUAACAAAGUCCCACAAGGUCGCCGCCAAGCUCGUCAAGGCCUUCACCGAUCACAAGGUUAAGAAAACUUACAUUGCCCUCUGCACUGGUCCUCCUCCAAAUUGGGAACGGGUCACCCUCAGAUCCGGUCACGGUAGGUCCAAGUUCGGCGCCUGGCGAGUCUACGCUGCCUCCGACGUCGGGCGUGCGCUACCGGGCGGCUCGGUUGUCCGCUCCAUGGAGACUUCCUUCGAGUUGUUAUCGGUAAACAGAAAAGGGAACUUCAGGGAAGUCUCUGAUUCAGAAUUCGGGAACGUUGAGGGUGAAAAUGUCUUAGUGGUUGAAGAAAAGGCGGUGAAAGAGGAUGGUAACAACGAGAGCGAGAUAGUGGUGAGAGCGUAUCCUCGGAGUGGAAGAACGCAUCAGAUUCGGUUGCACUGUCAAUACCUAGGGAUUUCUAUAGUGGGAGAUGUGAAAUAUGAGGGUGUGUACGAGUGGAAAGGCACCACUCAUCAUGCACAUCACCUUCACGCAGAAACCUUGUCAUUUGAACAUCCUGUUACUGGUCUUCACGUUAAGCUACGUGCUCCUCUACCACCAUGGGCAACUCACGCGUUUCAGCCUUGAGACUAUACAUGAUGUUUGUAUUUAAUUCAAUCAUUUCUGUCAAAUACUAACACAAUCUACAGUUGCUGUAUUCAGUUUUGGGAGCUCUGCCUCUGUUUUCUAUUUAUCUUUGAUCUUAUCGUGCAUAGUACCAGGGUUAUUGGCCAUAAAUCUUUUUGUAAUGCUUAUAUGUUUACUAAUGGGGAUUUCUAGGUCCUUCAGGAACAGGCUGUUAUUUGAUGGGUGAAAUUGAGUUGAACGAAUGGAAUGAUAUUCAUUUUAUUA
Messenger RNA from Glycine soja, 1325 nucleotides. Its product is annotated as RNA pseudouridine synthase 1-like. Gene Ontology annotation, biological process: pseudouridine synthesis. Gene Ontology annotation, molecular function: pseudouridine synthase activity; RNA binding. NCBI's taxonomy places the organism in Eukaryota, Viridiplantae, Streptophyta, Magnoliopsida, Fabales, Fabaceae. The transcript has a single exon. The record is from RefSeq and is a predicted model, not a curated record. The coding region runs from base 99 to 1061 and encodes 320 amino acids.